AUGGAGCAGGCGGCAUUAGUGGCGGAGGCGCAGAAGGCCGCCGAAGAGAAGAGGCGACAAAUUGAAGAAGACUAUCCGGCCUUGUCGCUGCUGUUUCGCCGCAUGCGCAACUCCCUGUACCUGCCCCAGUACCUCGAAGUCGUGUCCGCCAUCCGCGCAGAUCUGGAGUCGAACUCUCGAAGAAAAGCGACCCGGGCAGAGACGCCUCUGGGCAACGCCCCAGACGUCGGCGAGGUGCGCGACGCAACGCAGCUGGAAACGUCUGCGAGUACCUCCUGCGAUGCUCCCUCUGUAAAGAGUGGCGAAGGGGGGGAAGGAGACGGAGCAAGAAUCGAGCCGGCGGGGGCUGGCAAAGAACAGAGAGGACGCCAGCAGCACGCGGGGAAGGGAGGAAACGGCUCGUGCGAAAGCCCCCCUGAAAGAAGGGCGACAGGCGGGCCGGCGGUGACGCCAGACCAGGCUUUCUGGUGGCUGUGCGCCAAUCCGCCUUCGUUUCCAUUCUACGAGGUGUACACGCAGGAGCUCAUCGACGCGCUCGCGGGGUAUCUACACGGUAGGAUUUGCGCGAGGCUGCGGCCGGUGGAAGAGAGCGGCGCACGCGUGCCGCAGGACGCCGCCCCGAGGCCGCCUCUGCGAAGAGGCGGCGGAGGACGUGGAGGAGGAGGACGUGGAGGAGGAGGACAUGGAGGAGGAGGACGUGGAGGAGGAGGACGCGGAGGAGGAGGACGCGGAGAGUCAACUCUCGAGAAAACGGGAACCGCGCGCGGACGAGCCCGCGCGCGGUCUCCGCUUCGCAUUCUCGAAGUCGGCGCGGGCACAGGCCUCCUCGCGCGGCACCUCACGCGUGCCCUCGAUGCGAGGAUUGCAGGCGAUUCGCCGGAAGGCGAAGGCACUGCCCCCCCGUUUGCAGGCGCAGGCGCGGCCUCAGCAAGCGCCGCAGCGACGUUCCCUGCCUCGCACGAUGAAUCCGCUUUGAGCGGCUCAGGGGGCGAGGGGGCGGAGGAUCGAGGCGGAGACUCCCAGGAACAGACGUCUCUCGAGCGCAGAGGAGGGCGAAACCGCUGGUAUUCCUACGUAGCGAGCGAGGCGCGACGCGACCUGGCGUGUCUGUACCCCGCGGUCGCCUAUGGCGACUUUCGCGACAUCCUUCCCGCCUACUGCCCACACAUCUGCAUCUGCUCAUGGAUGCCUUUCAACAUCGACUGGACGGAGACGUUUCGAAGCUUCUCGCGAGCGCGGCAGGCCCGCUCACCGCGCGCCGCCUGGCAGGCUCUCUCCCCCUUGAGGGACGAAGGAGAGGGACGAGACCCGGAAGCAACGGAGCGAACGCAGUCGUGUAGGGAUCGCAGCCGCGCAGACACGCGAAGCCGACCUUCACAGUCGACUGCGACGCACAUUAGCGCGCACACAGAAGCGCCAUCGCGGAGCCCACGAAGCGCUCGUGCGGCAGAACGCCGCGCAGGCGAACCGAGUGUAACAGAGCAGAGAGAGGCCGGCGACGAUACUGGCGUGAGCGAGUACAUUCUCAUUGGUCAUGCAGAGUUCGGCCUCGUCGGCAAGUCGCUCGAAACUUGGGGGGUGCGCGUGCCCGCGACCGUCUGUCUUCCACAGGGCGUGGAGUUCCGCCGCACAGACUCUUGCGCAGAGUCUCGACUUCGCAGCGAAGACAGCAGGGCGCCGAGUUCCCCUAGAUCCAAGCAGCGACGGUGCCAAGACGAAGGAGAGCAGGAGCCCGCGUCCACGAGGGAAGGGACUUCUUCACACGCUCCACGCUCUAGUCCACAGCGUGGCCGCCCCACACCUGCGUCGGGCCGCGGGACGGAGGGCCCUCUUGCGCGGGACGAAGGGCAGCGCCGUGAGGCGCGGCGUGAGCGAAUUGAAGAGAAGAGGCCGGGGCCUCCACGGGGGGAAACGGGGAGCGGAGAGGACGCCCGGCGCGUAGAGGGCCUCAGACUGACGCACGCGUUGGGAGCUGGUGGUGGGCUUGAGGGGGCAGACAGCGAGCCUGAAGAAGGUCUUCCUGAGCUGCUGCCGUUAGCAGAACGGCAGUAUUGGCGCGACGGGUACGCGCGGGUGCGGCUCAAGGGGUGGGACGGCGAAUUCCAAUGCAGCAGAUUUGACGCCGUCGAGAGCCUCGCCAGUGGAGGCGCCAGCUCCUCCAGACUGUCCAUUUUUAGGAAACGAAGGCGGCGGUGA
Besnoitia besnoiti is the source of this 2196-nucleotide messenger RNA. RefSeq lists its product as uncharacterized. The coding region runs from base 1 to 2196 and encodes 731 amino acids. NCBI's taxonomy places the organism in Eukaryota, Apicomplexa, Conoidasida, Eucoccidiorida, Sarcocystidae. The record is from RefSeq and is a predicted model, not a curated record. The transcript is spliced from 3 exons.